AUGGCUUCAUUACACUGUGUUUAUCCCAACAACCAGACCCACUCUGGAUCCAACUAUUCAGGACUGGUAACCAGUUGCACGAGUACAGGAAAGAACUGGCCUGCUUUGGUCAUUCUGGUCAUUAUCUUCUUCACCGUUGGUGGGAAUAUUUUGGUGAUACUGGCAGUGUCCUUAGAGAAGAAGCUGCAGAAUGCCACAAACUUUUUUUUGCGCUCACUGGCAGUAGCAGACCUGCUGGUGGGAGUCCUGGUCAUGCCAGCAUCACUCAUGAACAUCUUCUAUAAUUACUCGUGGCCUCUGCCCCAUGUGUUGUGCCCCAUGUGGAUUUUCCUGGAUGUGUUCUUCUGCACUGCCUCCAUCAUGCACCUGUGUGCCAUUUCUUUGGACCGCUACAUCGGCAUCCGCAGCCCCAUCCAGCACAGCCGCACCAACUCCCCCUACAGGGCCAUGACCAAGAUCAUUGCAGUCUGGACCAUCUCCAUGGCCAUCUCCUUGCCCAUCCCUGUCAUCAGCCUGCAGAAUGAGCAGAAGGUUCUGGUGAAUGGCAGUUGCAUCCUCACUGAGCCACGCUUCAUAAUUGUGGGUUCCUCUGUGGUGUUCUUCCUCCCACUAAUAAUCAUGGUUGUCUGCUACUGCCUGACCAUGCGGGUGCUCCAGCAGCAUCUGGCCACCUUUUCCACUGAGCACAGGAACUGCACUAACAGCAAGCAGCCAUCACCUCAACCCAGCCUCCUGACUGUUGACCCAUCUUCUCGUUCUAAUUCCCCAAGCAAAGGGGUGUUGCAGCACCUCAGCCCUCCACUGAGGGCUAUCCAGAAUGAACGCAGGGCCUCUCAGGUCUUGGGUGUGGUGUUUUUCCUUUUCCUGGUCAUGUGGUGUCCGUUUUUUAUCACCAACGUGAUAAUUGCAUUGUGCCAAGGUGGAUGCAGUAAACGCUUGCUCGGACUAAUGGACAUUUUGGUUUGGGUGGGCUAUGUUUCCUCAGGAGUCAACCCCCUCAUCUACACCCUAUUCAACAAGAGCUAUCGCCAUGCCUUCUCCCGUUACCUGCGCUGUAGCUAUCAUAAACAGGCUAAAGCUUUGGUCAGCAAUUCUGCCUGUCAUGUUUAUUCUGUUACACCGACCCCUGUGCUGUGUGAGAGGAGCUUCAAUUCAGGGUUUAGUGGCUUCAGUCAGGGACACCAACAAGGAAAGAUACUGAAAGAAGGUGUUAGUAGUUUUGCAAGCUCCACAGAUAACAUCAGUAGAGUCUGA
Molecule: messenger RNA, 1254 nt
Organism: Tachysurus vachellii
Lineage: Eukaryota; Metazoa; Chordata; Actinopteri; Siluriformes; Bagridae
Product: 5-hydroxytryptamine receptor 2C
Exons: 4
Coding region: 1-1254 (417 amino acids)
Biological process (GO): G protein-coupled receptor signaling pathway, coupled to cyclic nucleotide second messenger; chemical synaptic transmission
Cellular component (GO): dendrite; membrane
Molecular function (GO): G protein-coupled serotonin receptor activity; neurotransmitter receptor activity
Source: RefSeq, a predicted model, not a curated record